Kockovaella imperatae is the source of this 243-nucleotide messenger RNA. RefSeq lists its product as hypothetical. The record is from RefSeq and is a predicted model, not a curated record. Bases 36 to 194 code for a protein of 52 amino acids. Lineage: Eukaryota; Fungi; Basidiomycota; Tremellomycetes; Tremellales; Cuniculitremaceae. The transcript has a single exon.
GUCAUCUUCGCGUCGUGGUCGUAUGGUGUCACUCCAUGCUUUUUAUGAUAUACACUUGGGGACGUUACCCACACACAGUAUUGAUUACCAUGGGAUACGAGAGGAUUCAUCGUCGUACUCACCCCCACACCCCUCUCAUUUCAUUGCGCUCCCCGCACCGAUAUAGCUGUAGACGUGGCAAUCAUCCUUCUUAAAGGAUCACAUUUUGGAGAGUUGAAUUGACGCCAAUCCUUUUCAUUAGAC